CACGUGGUUUUCCCACCAUUGAUAUGGGACCACAGUUAAAGGUGGUUGAACGCACUCGAACAGCCACCAUGUUAUGUGCAGCCAGUGGCAAUCCUGAUCCAGAAAUAACAUGGUUCAAAGAUUUUUUACCUGUAGAUACAAGCAACAACAAUGGGCGCAUUAAGCAAUUACGAUCAGAAUCUAUUGGUGCCCUCCAAAUCGAAUUGAGUGAAGAAUCUGACCAAGGCAAAUAUGAGUGUGUUGCAACCAACAGUGCGGGUACUCGCUAUUCUGCCCCUGCCAAUCUAUAUGUCAGAGAGCUGCGAGAAGUUCGCCGGGUCCCACCAAGGUUCUCAAUCCCACCCACCAACCAUGAAAUUAUGCCUGGAGGAAGUGUUAAUAUCACCUGUGUUGCUGUGGGGUCACCAAUGCCAUAUGUGAAAUGGAUGCUGGGGGCUGAAGAUCUGACACCAGAAGAUGAUAUGCCAAUAGGAAGGAAUGUCUUGGAGCUCAAUGAUGUUAGGCAGUCUGCUAACUAUACUUGUGUGGCCAUGUCCACUCUUGGUGUUAUAGAAGCAAUAGCACAGAUAACUGUAAAAGCAUUACCCAAACCUCCAGGAAUUCCUGUUGUGACCGAAAGCACAGCAACAAGCAUUACUUUGACCUGGGAUUCUGGAAACCCUGAGCCGGUGUCUUACUACAUAAUCCAGCAUAAACCUAAGAGUUCUGAGGAAUUAUAUAAAGAAAUUGAUGGAGUAGCCACCACAAGAUACAGUGUGGCUGGCUUAAGCCCAUAUUCUGAAUAUGAGUUCAGAGUAGUUGCUGUGAAUAACAUAGGAAGGGGUCCACCCAGUGAACCUGUGACAACACGGACCUCAGAGCAAGCACCAUCUAGUGCACCACGUAAUGUACAGGCUCGUAUGUUGAGCUCAACCACCAUUUUAGUGCAGUGGGAAGAACCUGAGGAACCAAAUGGUCAAAUACAAGGCUACAGAGUGUACUAUACCAUGGAUCCUUCCCAGCAUGUCAACAGCUGGUUAAAACAUAAUGUGGCUGACAGCCAUAUCACCACCAUUGGGAAUCUUGUACCGCAGAAAACUUACUCAGUGAAAGUUCUUGCUUUUACCUCGGUUGGAGAUGGACCACUUUCUAGCGAUAUACAAGUCAUCACUCAGACAGGAGUACCAGGACAGCCGCUAAACUUCAAAGCUGAACCUGAAUCUGAAACAAGCAUAUUACUUUCUUGGACCCCUCCACGGUCUGAUACAAUCUCCAAUUAUGAUCUUGUUUACAAAGAUGGAGAACAUGGUGAAGAGCAGAGAAUUUCUAUUGAUCCAGCUACAUCUUACCACUUACAAGGCCUAAAACCAAAUAGCUUGUACUACUUUCGUUUGGCUGCACGCUCUCCACAAGGCCUUGGUGCAUCAACAACAGAAAUUUCAGCUAGAACAAUGCAGUCAAAGCCAUCAGCUCCUCCUCAAGACAUUAGUUGCAACAGCCCCAGCUCCACUAGUAUUUUGGUAAGUUGGCAACCUCCUCCAUUGGAAAAACAAAAUGGAAUUAUCACUUCCUAUUCCAUCAAGUACACUGGAACUGAUGGAGAAGAUGACAAGCCCCAUGAAAUUUUGGGAAUUACUCCGGAUACUACACAGUACCUUUUGGAACAGUUGGAAAAAUGGACUGAAUAUCGCAUAUCUGUGGCAGCCCACACUGAUGUCGGACCUGGCCCAGAGAGUGAAUCUGUAUUUAUUCGGACAGAUGAAGAUGUUCCUAGUGGUCCUCCUCGCAAAGUCGAGGUUGAGGCUGUCAACUCUACAUCUGUUAAAGUGUCAUGGCGUUCUCCAGUGCCCAAUAAACAGCAUGGCCAAAUCCGAGGUUACCAGGUGCACUAUGUGAAGAUGGAAAAUGGAGAGCCUAGGGGCCAACCCAUGCUGAAGGAUAUCAUGUUGGCUGAUGCACAGUGGGAAUAUGAUGAUACUACUGAACAUGAGAUGAUCAUAGCUGGAUUACAGCCAGAGACAACAUAUUCCCUAACUGUGACAGCCUAUACAACCAAAGGAGAUGGAGCACGGAGCAAACCUAGAUUAGUAUCUACUACUGGUGCAGUUCCAGGAAAACCCCGGCUUGUAAUUAGCCACACACAAAUGAGUACAGCUCUAAUUCAGUGGCACCCACCUGUUGAUACAUAUGGCCCCCUGCAAGGGUACCGCCUGAGGUUUGGCCGCAAAGACAUGGAUGCAUUUACGACACGGGAUUUUACUGAUAAAGAUGACCACUACACGGCUACUGAUAUUCAUAAAGGGACUUCUUACAUCUUCAGGCUUUCAGCUAGAAAUAAAGUGGGCUUUGGGGAAGAGAUGGUAAAAGAAAUUUUGAUUCCAGAAGAUCUACCAAGUGGAUUUCCUCAAAAUCUACAUUCAGAAAGUGCCACCUCAACGUCCAUCCAACUAACUUGGCAACCACCCAUUUUAUCCGAGAGAAACGGUAUUAUCACCAAAUACACUCUACAGUACAGAGAUAUCAAUGUGGCACAUCAACAAACAGAGAUCCCUGUUGUUCCUCUUGAUACUAUUAUGACACUUUCAGGCUUAAAACCAGAUACCACAUAUGAUGUAAAAAUACGUGCACAUACAAGCAAAGGGCCCGGUCCAUAUAGUCCCAGUAUCCAGUUUAGGACAUUACCUGUGGAUCAAGUGUUUGCAAAAAAUUUUCAUGUCAAAGCGGUAAUGAAGACAUCAGUACUUCUCUGUUGGGAUAUACCAGAGAAUUACAACUCUGCCCUGCCGUUCAAAAUUCUUUAUGAUGACGGGAAAAUGGCAGUUGAAGUGGAUGGCCGAGCCACGCAGAAACUGAUCACCAACCUGAAGCCUGAGACAUCCUAUUCAUUUGUGCUAACCAAUAGAGGGAAUAGUGCUGGAGGUUUGCAACACAGGGUGACAGCAAAGACAGCACCAGAUGUACUACGCACCCAACCACUUUUCAUUGAUAAGACCAAUCUAGAUGGAAUGAUAACCGUGAAGCUGCCAGAAGUACCUGCAAACAAAACUAUAAAAGGUUACUAUAUAGUAAUUGUGCCUUUGAUAAAGAAAUCAGAUGGAAAAUUCAUGAAACCACGCGAGAGCCCAGAUGAAAUGGAAUUAGAUGAGCUACUGAAAGAGAUAGCACGAAAACGCAGAAGCAUCCGUUUGGGGAGAGAAGCAGAUUUAAAGCCAUAUAUUGCAGCACGCUUUGAAGUUCUUCCUACUGAGUUCACCCUGGGGGAUAAAAAACAGUAUGGUGGUUUUGAGAACAAGCAGCUCCAAAACGGCCAAGAAUAUGUUGUCUUUAUUUUAGCUGUUAUGGAACAUUCAGAAUCAACCAUGUAUGCGACCAGCCCAUAUUCUGAAACAGUUGUGUCAGUAGACCUUAAUCCCCAGCCAAUUACAGAAGAGGAAGAAGGCUUGAUUUGGGUUGUAGGACCAGUCCUUGCAGUUGUAUUUAUCAUCUGUAUUGUUAUAGCUAUUCUACUGUAUAAAAGGAAAAGGGCAGACACAGACUCUAGAAAGAACAGUAUCCCCAACAGUAAAGAAAUUCCUUCACAUCAUCCCACAGAUCCAGUAGAGCUACGACGCCUUAAUUUUCAAACUCCAGGACCAAGUUUCUCUGGUUACCCUGGUAACCUACAUUCUUCAAGUAUGGCUAGCCAUCCACCAAUACCUAUUUUGGAACUUGCGGAUCACAUUGAAAGGCUGAAGGCAAACGACAACUUGAAAUUUUCCCAAGAAUAUGAGUCAAUCGACCCAGGUCAGCAAUUUACAUGGGAACACUCUAACCUGGAAGUAAAUAAACCAAAGAACAGAUAUGCAAAUGUUAUUGCUUAUGACCAUUCUCGAGUUCUCCUAUCAGCAAUAGAAGGCAUACCUGGCAGUGAUUAUAUAAAUGCUAACUACAUAGAUGGUUACAGAAAGCAGAAUGCUUACAUUGCAACCCAAGGAGCUCUUCCUGAAACUUUUGGAGAUUUCUGGAGAAUGAUGUGGGAACAAAGGGGUGCAACUGUUGUCAUGAUGACCAAACUGGAGGAAAGAUCUAGG
This is a messenger RNA of Python bivittatus (Burmese python), 4049 nucleotides long. Lineage: Eukaryota; Metazoa; Chordata; Lepidosauria; Squamata; Pythonidae. The record is from RefSeq and is a predicted model, not a curated record.